Messenger RNA from Heterocephalus glaber (naked mole-rat), 4653 nucleotides. RefSeq names its product astrotactin 2 (gene Astn2). NCBI's taxonomy places the organism in Eukaryota, Metazoa, Chordata, Mammalia, Rodentia, Bathyergidae. Gene Ontology annotation, cellular component: membrane; endosome. Gene Ontology annotation, biological process: neuron migration; neuron cell-cell adhesion. Gene Ontology annotation, molecular function: inositol 1,3,4,5 tetrakisphosphate binding; protein binding. The record is from RefSeq and is a predicted model, not a curated record.
AUGGCCGCCGCCGGCGCCCGGCGCAGCCCCGGCCCCGGCUCGGGGUUCCGGGGGCGGCCGAGGCUCGGCUUCCACCCGGGGCCGCCGCCGCCGUUGCUUCUGCUGUUUCUGCUCCUGCUGCUGCCGCCGCCGCUGCUGACCGGCGUCUCCGCCGCUGCCUCGCGGGAGCCGGACAGCCCGUGCCGGCUGAAGACGGUAACGGUGUCCACGCUGCCCGCCCUGCGGGACAGCGACAUCGGCUGGAUCGGCGCCCGCGCCGGGGCCGGGGCCGGGGCUGGGACCGGGGCCGCCGCCGCGUCCCCCGGCUCCGCGGGCUCCUCGGGCACCGCCGCCGAGUCGCGCCUCCUGCUCUUUGUGCGUAACGAGCUGCCCGGGCGCAUCGCGGUGCAGGAUGACCUGGACAACACCGAGCUGCCCUUCUUCACCCUGGAGAUGUCUGGCACGGCGGCGGACAUCUCACUGGUGCACUGGAGGCAGCAGUGGCUGGAGAAUGGCACCUUGUACUUCCAUGUCUCCAUGAGCAGCUCUGGGCAGCUGGCCCGGGCCACUGCCCCCACGCUCCAGGAGCCCUCAGAGAUCGUCGAGGAGCAGAUGCACAUCCUCCACAUUUCUGUGAUGGGUGGCCUCAUCGCACUGUUGUUGCUGUUGCUGGUCUUCACGGUGGCACUGUAUGCCCAGCGGCGCUGGCAGAAGCGGCGCCGCAUCCCCCAGAAGAGUGCAAGCACGGAAGCCACUCACGAGAUCCACUACAUCCCGUCUGUGCUGCUCGGGCCCCAGGCCCGGGAGAGCUUCCGUUCGUCGCGGCUGCAGGCCCACAGUUCCGUCAUCGGGGUGCCCAUCCGGGAGACCCCCAUCUUGGAUGACUACGACUACGAGGAGGAGGAGGACCUGCCGCGGAGGACCAACCACGUCUCCCGCGAGGACGAGUUCGGCGGCCAGGCCACCCCCACGCUGGACAGCCUGGGGCGGCCAGGGGAAGACCAGGUGGAAUUUGAGAAGAAAGCAGCAGCUGAGGCGACGCAGGAGACAGUGGAGUCCCUGAUGCAGAAGUUCAAGGAGAGUUUCCGCACAAACAUACCCAUCGAGAUUGGUCAGCUGCAGCCAGCCCCACGCACCUCGUCGGCAGGGAAGCGGAAGCGAAGGAGCAAGUCUCGAGGAGGAAUCAGCUUUGGGAGAAGCAAGGGGACUUCGGGCUCAGAGGCAGAUGACGAGACGCAGCUGACGUUCUACACAGAGCAAUACCGCAGUCGCCGCUGCAGCAAAGGCUUACUGAAGAGCCCAGUGAACAAGACGUCCCUAACACUGAUUGCUGUGAGCUCCUGCAUCCUGGCCAUGGUGUGUGGAAGCCAGAUGUCCUGUCCACUCACCGUGAAAGUGACUCUGCAUGUGCCUGAACACUUCAUUGCAGACGGAAGCAGCUUUGUCGUGAGUGAAGGGAGCUACCUGGACAUCUCUGAUUGGUUAAAUCCAGCCAAGCUGUCCCUGUAUUACCAGAUCAAUGCCACCUCCCCAUGGGUGAGGGACCUCUGUGGCCAAAGGACAACAGAUGCUUGUGAGCAGCUCUGCGACCCAGAGACUGGAGAAUGCAGCUGUCAUGAAGGCUACGCCCCUGACCCUGUUCACAGACACCUAUGUGUGCGCAAUGACUGGGGACAGAGUGAAGGACCUUGGCCUUAUACCACACUUGAGAGGGGCUAUGAUCUGGUGACAGGGGAGCAAGCCCCUGAAAAGAUUCUCAGGUCUACUUUCAGCUUGGGCCAAGGCCUCUGGCUUCCUGUCAGCAAAAGCUUCGUGGUCCCGCCUGUGCAGCUGUCCAUCAACCCCCUGGCGAGCUGUAAGACAGAUGUGCUCGUCACAGAAGACCCUGCAGAUGUCAGGGAAGAAGCAAUGCUGUCCACGUACUUUGAAACCAUCAAUGACCUGCUGUCCUCCUUUGGGCCGGUGCGUGACUGUUCUCGGAACAACGGGGGCUGCACUCGCAACUUCAAGUGUGUGUCUGAUCGCCAGGUGGACUCCUCAGGAUGUGUGUGCCCCGAAGAGCUGAGGCCCAUGAAGGACGGCUCUGGCUGCUAUGACCGCUCCAAAGGCAUUGACUGCUCUGACGGCUUUAACGGCGGCUGUGAGCAGCUGUGCCUGCAGCAGACACUGCCUCUGCCCUAUGAUGCCAGCUCCAGCACCAUCUUCAUGUUCUGUGGUUGUGUGGAGGAAUACAAGCUGGCUCCUGAUGGAAAAUCCUGCCUGAUGCUCUCAGAUGUCUGUGAGGGCCCAAAGUGCCUCAAACCUGACUCCAAAUUCAAUGACACCCUCUUUGGAGAGAUGCUACAUGGUUACAACAACAGGACCCAGCAUGUGAACCAAGGCCAAGUCUUCCAGAUGACUUUCAGGGAGAACAACUUCAUCAAGGACUUUCCUCAGCUGGCUGAUGGGCUGUUGGUGAUUCCACUGCCGGUGGAGGAGCAGUGCCGGGGAGUCCUCUCGGAGCCCCUGCCCGACCUCCAGCUGCUCACUGGAGAUAUCCGGUACGACGAGGCCAUGGGUUACCCCAUGGUGCAGCAGUGGCGAGUCCGGAGCAACCUGUACCGAGUGAAGCUUAGCACCAUCACCCUCUCAGCAGGCUUCACCAAUGUCCUCAAGAUCCUGACCAAAGAGAGCAGUCGGGAUGAGCUGCUCUCCUUCAUCCAGCAUUAUGGCUCCCACUACAUUGCAGAGGCCCUCUAUGGCUCAGAGCUCUCCUGCAUCAUCCACUUCCCUAGCAAGAAAGUCCAGCAGCAGCUAUGGCUCCAGUACCAGAAAGAGACAACAGAGCUGGGCAGCAAAAAGGAGCUCAAGUCCAUGCCCUUCAUCACCUACCUCUCAGGUCUGCUGACAGCCCAGAUGUUGUCAGAUGACCAGCUCAUCUCAGGUGUGGAGAUUCGCUGUGAGGAGAAGGGUCGUUGUCCCUCUACAUGCCACCUUUGCCGUCGGCCAGGCAAGGAGCAGCUGAGUCCCACACCGGUGCUGCUGGAAAUCAACCGUGUGGUACCACUUUACACCCUCAUCCAAGACAAUGGCACAAAAGAGGCCUUCAAGAAUGCACUGAUGAGUUUCUACUGGUGCUCAGGGAAAGGGGAUGUGAUCGAUGACUGGUGCAGAUGUGACCUCAGCGCCUUUGAUACCAAUGGGCUCCCCAAUUGCAGCCCCCUUCUGCAGCCGGUGCUACGACUGUCCCCAACAGUGGAACCCUCCAGCACUGUGGUAUCCUUGGAGUGGGUGGAUGUUCAGCCAGCUAUUGGGACCAAGGUUUCUGACUAUAUUCUGCAACACAAGAAAGUGGAUGAAUACACAGACACUGAUCUUUACACAGGAGAAUUCCUGAGUUUUGCUGAUGACUUACUCUCUGGUCUGGGCACAUCUUGCGUAGCAGCUGGUCGAAGCCAUGGAGAGAUCCCUGAAGUCAGUAUCUACUCGGUCAUCUUCAAGUGCCUGGAGCCCGAUGGUCUCUACAAGUUCACUCUGUAUGCUGUGGAUACGCGGGGGAGGCACUCAGAACUCAGCACAGUGACCCUGAGGACAGCCUGUCCACUGGUGGAUGACAACAAGGCGGAAGAGAUAGCCGACAAGAUAUACAAUCUGUACAAUGGGUACACAAGUGGAAAGGAGCAGCAGACUGCCUACAAUACGCUGAUGGAAGUCUCAGCCUCAAUGCUGUUCAGAGUCCAGCACCACUACAACUCUCACUAUGAAAAGUUUGGCGAUUUUGUCUGGCGCAGUGAGGAUGAACUGGGACCCAGGAAGGCCCACCUGAUCCUGCGGAGGCUGGAGAGGGUGAGCAGCCACUGUUCCAACCUCCUGCGAAGCCCCUACAUCCAGAGCCGUGUGGAUACUGUGCCCUACCUUUUCUGCCGCAGCGAGGAGAUCCGGCCUGCAGGCAUGGUGUGGUACAGCAUCCUUAAGGACACCAAAAUCACAUGCGAAGAGAAGAUGGUGUCCAUGCCCCGAAACACGUAUGGGGAUUCCAAGGGCCGGUGAGGGAGACUGCUGCCCUCUAUGAGCACAGAGACUCUCCGAGGGGGAGAAGUACUCUCAUGGAUCCUGGGACCUUGGGUGGGCUGGGGAACAGCUGAGGAUAAGCCUGGCAGAUGAAGUUACCAGCAAGGCCAAAGCAAACCAUUUCUCCUGUGGAUAGUGGACAGAGAACUUUUUAACCAAUGGAAUUAUUCAUUUCCUCUUUUAUUUUUUCUAAAAUAUUAUUUGAUUCUAUCAGAUGUCUCUCCUUUUUAAACCUUUCUUAUGGAUGACAGUCAAUGGGGAGGCAAAAGUUUUCAGGUGAAGACCAAGCAGCCUUUCCUCUUUUUCCUCCCUCCUGCCAUACUCAGCUUCCUUCCUCCCAUGGACCCAGGAGGAAACCUGUGGAAAGACAGUUUGACUUCCUCAGCUUCAUAAAGGAAGCCUCAAGGAUUGUUGCAAUGAGGAAGCUUGGGUCUUUAAGGAAUCUCUCUCUCUCUCUCUCUCUCUCUCUCUCUCUCUGUCUCUCUCUCUCUCCCUCUCUCCUGUCUUCUCUCUCUCUUUCAGACUUUAUUAAGUUUGCAGGUCCUCUCCUUCUUCCUGCUACCUGUGGGUGUACCCAAAGUCCCUGCAGGACUUUCUGUGCAUUAAAAAUUCCUAUUGUCUCUC